Molecule: messenger RNA, 225 nt
Organism: Drosophila teissieri
Lineage: Eukaryota; Metazoa; Arthropoda; Insecta; Diptera; Drosophilidae
Exons: 1
Source: RefSeq, a predicted model, not a curated record
AUGCGACGUCAAGCGAAGUAAACACUUAACAUUAAGAAAUGCCGUACUACAAUACUGGUCGGCCAAUUAGCUCUUAGCUUUUUGUCUGUCGCUUUUCAUUAUUAUUGUUUGUUCGGCGGAGACGGCGGCGCUUGUGAAAAGCCGUUUGAAAAGCGCGAUGAUGAGUUCGUAGGCGUUGGAAAGUCGCGAAGCAAUAAAACCUAUGAAAGUGCACUUUUUUGUUAA